AUCUGAAUUAAUGGAAUGAUAAUGAUUUAAGACUAUUUGUUAUAUUUUCAUUAUUCUGCCUGGCCUCUUUUUAUUGCAAGCAAUGUCGCGAAUCCAAAUAGAUUUAAACAAUGAGAAGGAAAACCAAUUAAAAGUAAAUUUAAAGUCAUCUCCAAUUAUGCACUCUCUCUCGAUGGAAUAGAAAACGAGGUGGGAGGUUUUCAGAUGCAUCUGUUCAUUGAUCGGCGCAUAUACGGCAAUAAUGGGUCAGCGUGCACGCUGCAACGAGAGCCUGUUUGUCCCGUUAAUUGCAGGCGAAUUAUGCACUUGAGUCUCUUUACUCGGUCAGUGGUGCGUCCGUCGUCGUGUCCAGGUGGGGCCUACGCAGCUGCAGUUUCCGCGUCGAAAGCGAGAUUCUCUCGAGAGUCAGACGCCUGCCGCGAUGCUCCGAGCCAACACGCUGCUCCUCUGCCUCCUGCUGAGCGCCGCCUCCGCCGCCGCCGCCUCCGACCUGGAGGCGGACGACGGCCUGACGACGCUCGCGCCUUCGCAGGACGGCCCCGAGGCCCGAAUCGAGCUGGACGACGACGACGACUACGAGGAGGGCGAGUACCUCGCGCCCAAGACCGUGCUCGAGUGCGUCAUGCUGGCCGACUGGCCCUGCGUCCAGGUCAAGACGUUCAGGGCCAUCAGGGAGUGGCUCAACAUCGGCACCAGCGUCGUCCAAAGCAAACCUAUCUCGCAGGAUGAGGAGAACGAGCUGCAGAGCAAAACGGAGGAGGAAGAAAACCACGAAGACCAAGAGGAGCCGGACACGGACGACGAGUACGACCUGAAGGAGGCCACGGCCUUGCUCUCCGGCCUGGGCAAGGAGCCCAGCUCGUCGUGGGCCGGCUCCCUCGAAGUCCUGGCCGAGAUGCUCUACGACGGCGUGUCCGCCUUUUUGGGCGCCGAGUCCGAAGACGAGCAGCGCGCCCUGCUCAAAAAGGGAAUCGAAAAGUUGGAAAACGCUGGCAGGAAGCUCGAGCAAGCGAGAAAGAAGUUCGGACUCGGGGGCCACGGUCACCACGGCGUGGGCAACCUUCUGGGCCUGAUCACGUUCAAGAUGUCGAAGAUCAUGACGGUGCUGAGCGCGUUCUCGGCGCUGGUGCAGCUCAAGUCGCUGGGCGUGACGAUGCUGGGCCUGUUGCUGGCCGCCUCGAGCCUCUUCAUCCAGUUCAAGACGAACGUGCGGCCGCUGCACCCGAUCGUCAAGGUGCUGCACCUGCACCCGCGGCCCCACGUCACCGUGAACGCGGGGCCCGACUUCCCCGAGGCCUCGCACGACUGGGACGGCGGCCACGAGCACGACCACGAGUACGGCGCCUACGAGGGCUACAACGAGCAAGCCUACGAGCACCAGGCCAAGCAGGCCCUGCUCGCCAAGUACAAGCUCGGCCGCCGAUGAGCAACGCCAACAAAUUAUUUAUUUAAUUUAUUUCUAAUUUUAGCACCCGAAUCGACUGAAAUGGUUUUUUUUUUAAAGAGAGAAAAAAUAAAUUUGUAUUAAAUAUAGA
Molecule: messenger RNA, 1535 nt
Organism: Neocloeon triangulifer
Lineage: Eukaryota; Metazoa; Arthropoda; Insecta; Ephemeroptera; Baetidae
Exons: 3
Coding region: 422-1426 (334 amino acids)
Source: RefSeq, a predicted model, not a curated record